This is a messenger RNA of Pseudovirgaria hyperparasitica, 1653 nucleotides long. RefSeq lists its product as uncharacterized. The transcript is spliced from 3 exons. Gene Ontology annotation, molecular function: adenylate cyclase binding; actin binding. Bases 1 to 1653 code for a protein of 550 amino acids. Gene Ontology annotation, cellular component: cytoplasm. Gene Ontology annotation, biological process: regulation of adenylate cyclase activity; cytoskeleton organization. Lineage: Eukaryota; Fungi; Ascomycota; Dothideomycetes; Acrospermales; Acrospermaceae. The record is from RefSeq and is a predicted model, not a curated record.
AUGCCCGACCGUCUGAGCUAUCGGGUCACUACACCCGUAACAGCUGGUAACACCGCGCUGACGGUAUUGAUUUCUAGGCUUGAAGCUGCUACCUCUCGGCUCGAAGAUAUUGCAUCGUCAACUUUUGAGCAGGAAGGCCAACGGGGCUCAAUUUCAACUGCGACCCCAGUCACAGCUAUAGCUACUACGCCUGCUACUGCGAAGACUCCUACAGCCCCAGCAGCUCUAUCUCCCCCCAUGAUAUCGAUGCUGCCACCAUCGGUAGAAGGGUACAAUGAACUUAUAGCAGGCCCUAAAGGCGUCCAGGCAUGGAAGACUCAGAGCGCCCAACUUGACCCUGUCCUUGGGGAACAGGCCGCUGCAGUUGUUAGCGCAUUCGAAGCUCAGAAACAGUUUCUCCUUGUCACAACAAAGGCCAAGAAGCCUGAUGUAGCGUCCUCGAAAUACAUGGAAGUCUUGAGAGACCUUCAAGGAGCAAUUGAAAAGGUGGACGAGGUUCGACAGUCACACCGCGCUUCUGAGCUGAAAGACCAUCUAUCUAUGGUAGCUGAUGGAGUCGGGGCCUUGGGAUGGGUGACGGUCGAUAGCAAUCCUAAACCUGCCGACUAUGUUUCGGAACUUUUUGGCGGCGCUCAGAUGUACGGAAACAAGGUUCUCAAGCAAAAACAACCACAGCACACCGAAUGGGUUCAGGCGUACUAUUCUAUAUACAAGGAUCUUAUUGCGUAUGUCAAGAAGUUCUACGAACGAGGGGUACCUUGGAACAAAGAUGGCAUCGAUGCUAUUGAAGCCUUGAAACAGGUCAAAGCUAAAGACUGUUCUACUGUGAAUGGUGCAGUUCCUGCUGGUGGACCUCCCCAACCGCCACCCCCGCCACCGUUACCAACCUUCGAUGCGAUCCCACCCCAAUUGCCGCCAGCGCCGGGUGCUUCUCGGGGAACGGCUCCGACAGGUGACAUGGGUGCUGUCUUUGACCAACUCAAUAAGGGCUCAGACGUCACCAAGGGAUUGAAGAAAGUUGAUGCAAGUCAAAUGACUCACAAAAACCCUUCACUAAGAACAUCCUCAUCGGUGCCUCAAAGAAGUAAUAGCCAAUCUUCUUUGAUCAGCAGGAGCAAGUCUCCAGCGCCCCCAGGAAAAAAACCAAAGCCCGAAAGUAUGAGGACAAAGAAACCCCCCAGGAAGGAGCUUGAUGGCCAGAAGUGGAUAAUAGAAAAUUUUGAAUCCCCUGAUGAAAUGAUUGAGAUUGAGGCCAAUCUCAAGCAAUCUGUACUGAUCACGAAAUGCAAUAAAGCCACAAUUCGUAUCAUUGGCAAAGCCAAUUCCAUCAGUAUUGAUAAUUCCUCGCGAGCAUCCCUCGUUAUCGACACCCUUGUAUCAUCCGUCGAUGUGAUCAAAUGUCCAAACUUUGCUCUUCAGGUGCUGGGAAGUCUACCUACUGUACUCCUAGACCAAGUUGAUGGUGCAUCGAUAUAUCUCAGCAAAGACAGCCUCAGUACGGAGAUCUUCACCAGCAAGUGCAGCAGUAUAAACAUCAACAUACCACCAGCGCAGGAGGAUGGUGACUACACCGAGCAUCCCACCCCGGAGCAGAUCAGAACGUACAUCAAGAAUGGACAGCUAGUGAGUGAGAUUGUUGAACAUGCAGGGUAG